AUUUGUAUUUAUAUCAGACUUGCAGACAAUGGAGAAACUAGAACGAGCUACCCACCUUGCUUCCUUCCUUUGAUUCAUGAUCAUCAAAAUAAAGCUUUUGGAAAACCCAAUUCAGCUUCUAAGAGUUUGUAUCUCUUGAAUCCUUCCUCCCUUCCUUCCUUUCUGGAAACGAAGUCAAUUUGUUGCUUUUCUCCAUUUGAAAUCUUCAGAAAAAAUGGCUGAUGGAGGUCUGACGGUGCUUGAUGGGUCACACCUCAGAACCAUGGAUCCCCAUCUCCCAGAAUCUGAUGGUUUCUUUACGGGAGCUCAGGUUCUUGAUAUUGCAGAAUCACAAGUGUCUUCCUCGCUCUUUGGCCUCUUAUUGCCGGAGACCCUAAAGACUGCCGCACUCCAACGCAUAAACCUUGACAUUGAGAGUUUUAGUAACGCACAACUCGACACGGAGCAAGCUUCUUCUAAGCUUCAAGAUUAUGUGAUCGCUAUUGCGUCCGAAUUGAGAGAUGAUCCACUUGUCGUAUCGGUUUUGGAUGGAAGCCCUCUUAGACUGUUCUUGGAGGAUGAAGAUGAUUUCGCCAUGCUAGCAGAGAAUCUCUUUACGGAUUUAGAUACUGAGGAUAAGGGGAAGAUCCGGAAAAAUCAGAUAAGAAAUGCUCUUGUUCGUAUGGGAGUAGAAAUGGGCGUUCCUCCCUUCUCAGAAUUCUCUCAACUAGAAGAUAUCCUGAAGAAACAUGAAGCUGAGGGGGAAGAAGAAUUGGGUCAGGCACAAUUCGCACAACUACUUCAGCUUGUACUACAGGAUUUAGCAGAUGUCCUGGCCAAAAAGAACAUUGUUGUCAUCCAGAAGAGUAAGAUCAUCAAUGGCUCAAAGCUAAAAAAGUUCAUGGCUGAUGAAGAAAAACUGAAUGAUGAGAUAGAAAAGGUGUUCCAAUGUGGUAGCGGUGAAGGAUGGAGCACAGAAAUAAUCAGGAGUUAUCUUGAGAAAAAUGGACAAAACAUGGGCCUACCACCAUCAGAAGCCAAUGAAACAGAGGUUCUUUAUGAUCAGGUGUUUGCUGAUGUAGAAAAAGGAGAAAACAGUGAGAAAUUAGGUAGAGAUGAGUAUGAGGGGAUUCUGAAGGUUAUUCUUGAGAAAUUUGCAGAACAGCUUGAAGUUAACCCUGUCUUUCAAGAUCUUGACAGUUAAAGCAGGUCGACGCGGUUAAUUCUAUUUGAUUCCAGAAAUUGAUGUUGUUAAUAUAGUAUGCAACACAAAUGAAAUCUCUUGUGAGUAUGUUCAUAUGCCCCCACCAGCUUUUUGAGCCAUUUGGGUCAUCUUAGAUAUAUAUAUUUCAUAAUGUAUUGUCCCAAAUAAUUUCUAAAUGAUAUAUUUUACCCUGUGAUGUUCUCUC
This is a messenger RNA of Macadamia integrifolia, 1388 nucleotides long. RefSeq lists its product as uncharacterized. The record is from RefSeq and is a predicted model, not a curated record. NCBI's taxonomy places the organism in Eukaryota, Viridiplantae, Streptophyta, Magnoliopsida, Proteales, Proteaceae. The coding region runs from base 215 to 1183 and encodes 322 amino acids. The transcript has 4 exons.